AUGAACAAAAGAUCGUGGCUGGUUAAUGGUGUGCUGCUGAAUCUCAAACAUCCUUGGCUGAUUGAAGGGGAGGUGCGUAUGUCAGAUUUUAAAGUGGCUCAUUUCUGGGUUGAGUUUCACGGUCUGCCUACUCGGUGUCUCUCUGAAACAAAUGCCCCUAUUCUCACCAAGAAGGUUGGUCAGCUUGUCAAAACUAACGGGAAGAGGAAGGAGGAGAUUGUGAGGGUUGAUUAUCUCAGAUGUUGGAUUGAUGUGUGGAUUAGUCAUCCUAUCCCUACUGGGUUUUUCCUCAAAGCAAACCCUGAAUCCUGGAUUCAGUUUAAGUAUGAAAAACUGCCUUUCUUAUGUUUUAAUUGUGGUAAAUUAGUCCAUGCAAACAAAGAAUGCACUGAACCCACGGUAUGGGUUAACCCUGCGCGGUUGGACCUACUGUGA
Molecule: messenger RNA, 435 nt
Organism: Cannabis sativa
Lineage: Eukaryota; Viridiplantae; Streptophyta; Magnoliopsida; Rosales; Cannabaceae
Exons: 1
Coding region: 1-435 (144 amino acids)
Molecular function (GO): zinc ion binding; nucleic acid binding
Source: RefSeq, a predicted model, not a curated record